Pundamilia nyererei is the source of this 1942-nucleotide messenger RNA. RefSeq names its product protein FAM167A. NCBI's taxonomy places the organism in Eukaryota, Metazoa, Chordata, Actinopteri, Cichliformes, Cichlidae. The transcript is spliced from 3 exons. The coding region runs from base 1244 to 1729 and encodes 161 amino acids. The record is from RefSeq and is a predicted model, not a curated record.
AAUCUUUGUUUUCUUCUCUGAUCUUGAGUUGUGCCUUCUUGAGACGUCUUUCAGCGGCCGCUGGAUGUCUUCUCUAACGAAUUGGGGUGCAAGGCGCAAAGACUUUGAUGCAAUCUUGUGACUAACGCUUUGCACCGUGUGCAAACGCAGAGCCGGCCGGCCCGAAGGACGGCGGGGGAGGUGAUGGAACACAUGGGGUCCAAAACAGACACACUUCUGUAAUAAAUGUAACAUAUUAAAGGGAAAUAAUUUGGGACGAAGCUCAAUUUCCUAAAGCUAAUGAAUAUUUUGUGUUUAAAACCCAAAUUCAGCUUUGAUUAUUAAUUCACUAAUCGGGAGAGGAUUUCACUGUUUCACACAUCCCAAACUACCGCUCGAGUUCUUCGGGGUCCGCCCACCUCCUCUGAUCAGCCGGCACUCACUGAUUACAUAAUCAAACCACACGGGCCGUGCGCCCUUUCCUCUUGCGUUAUCACUUAGCCAUUAUUUCCAAAUUCAGCAAAACUCGUCUCCGAUUAAAGCAGUCUUACUUAACACCCCGAUUUUAACCCCCGAAAGAUUCCCAAGCACCUGCACGUACAGUGGAAUUAACUUAUCAAUGAGAUACUUUAUUUUUCACUUUGAAUGGAAACAGCCACUCACACUGAGUCUUUAUUGGCAGUGUGGAGCAUAUUGUUAGUUCAACCUGAACAGCUUUGCACUGAGUUGCAGAAACAGGAAAAAAAGGAAGAAAUAUUCGCGUGGAGCUGCAGACCAAAACUCACUGAAGCUGUGUGAGUUUACACAACAGGACCCUUGUGUCAUCUUCAAGACAACCACCGGCCUAAUUCCCUCAUCUCCUUCCUAAUGAUCUCUGUGUUUGUGUGUCUGAUUUAAAAAAAACAAAAAAAACAAAACAAAAAACCAAACAGCUCCACAUCAGGCAUCCGGACAAUUCACUGACGUCAUACCAGCUCGGUGGCAUUCGCCAGACCAGUGCUACCAGUUCACUCUGCCAAGCAGUUGGGGGCUAAUGUUUGCGAAACAGACGGCAAGAAAAAGGAGGAGAGCAGAGGGAGGGAGGAAGGAGCAUGUUUGAAAGAUGAGAACGGGAGAGAGAGAGAGCUCCUCUUAAGUCCUCCGAGCUGGCAGGGCUCAUAACAGAAGACGAGGCUGUUUGCAGCUGCAUUACGGCCGAAAACAGGCAAGACGCAGCAGAGGGUGUAGAAGAGACUCCGGUUAGAAGAACUAUCACUGACCUAACAUGAUGGAGGUGGUCCUAACAAGACUGCGGGACUUCUCCUGCAAGACCUCCACCUUUGAUGACUGCAAGGGAGCACAAGAGAGCACAAGCAGGGACCCUGAGGCCAGAACCAACCAUGUCAAGGAAGGGUGCACAUCUGGUGGAGAAGCAAGCAAACUGGACAUAGAGAGUGCACUGGCCUGGCUGCGAAGGGAACUGAUGGAGAUGCGUUCUCAGGAUCAAGCCCUGAUUCGACAGCUGAUGGAGCUUCACUCAGGCAUCCAGGAGCUCAAGCAGGAGCUGUAUGAGGAGGAGCAAGAGGAGGAGACGUAUGAGGAAGAAGAGGAGGGGAGCUACUGGGACUCUGAGAGUGAACAAGGAAGCGGCAGUCUCUACUCCAGCUCAGUGGAGGGGGGCUUUUCCAUUUCCUGCCUAAAGAUGCCUCAGCAGCUUUAUUCGGGCACUUUAUCGAGGAGGAUGUUCUGCAGGAGAAGCUCUGUGCCUUAAAAAGUCAGACAAAUUUUUCAAAAAUGUGCCUUUUAAGGCAGUUAACAUAGACAAGGUGGAGUACGGUGACCCCAUUUUCCACCGCUUCACUUAAGAAAAAACAAAGCUUAAAGUCAUUUUAACUUACGGCUGCAUACAAACUAGCCAACAAUGUCAUGGCUUAUACUUUAUUUUUAUUUUCAUAACACGAAUAUGACAUUGUAAAUGAAAAAA